Messenger RNA from Alosa alosa (allis shad), 3025 nucleotides. Its product is annotated as thyrotropin-releasing hormone receptor-like. Gene Ontology annotation, cellular component: membrane. The record is from RefSeq and is a predicted model, not a curated record. The transcript is spliced from 3 exons. Gene Ontology annotation, biological process: phospholipase C-activating G protein-coupled receptor signaling pathway. The coding region runs from base 165 to 1673 and encodes 502 amino acids. Gene Ontology annotation, molecular function: thyrotropin-releasing hormone receptor activity. NCBI's taxonomy places the organism in Eukaryota, Metazoa, Chordata, Actinopteri, Clupeiformes, Clupeidae.
CAAUGUGGUCCCACCAGAUUUAAUAAGGUUUUUUCGAAGAUGGGAAUUCAGCUCAGCUGCAGGAGCUGAACUCAGGCAUGUGGUGUGUUGAGUGUGACUGAGGAGCUUGUUCCAGAGGAGAUCUGACAUGGAGCACACUGUCCAAACCCUUCACUGGCUCUACAAUGCCACAACCAGUGCCAACCCGAUACAGCACCUCUACAAUGCCACAGCCAGUGCCAAUCCAGAUACAGCACCUCUACAAUGCCACAGCCAGUGCCAACCCGAUUCAGCACCUCUACAAUGCCACAGCCAGUGCCAACCCAAUACAGGCGCUCUACAAUGCCACAUUUAGUGCCCAGAGCCCCCAGCUGCCCCCUGAUGCCAGAGCGAGUACCCACGGCGUGCCCCGCCUGCAUCUGCUGUCGGAUGGAAGCGCCAGCAUGAGUGUGAGUGACACGUCUAUGAUGACACUGCUCCUGAACGCUAGCUCCGCGCUGCCCCUUCCCAUGAUGCCCCGGGCGCCGACGGAGCUCCAGGUCAUCACCAUCCUGCUGACGCUGCUGAUCUGCGGCGUGGGCAUCACGGGCAACGUGAUGGUGGUGCUGGUGGUGCUGCGCACGCGCCACAUGCUCACGCCCACCAACUGCUACCUGGUGAGCCUGGCGCUGGCCGACCUGGUGGUGCUGCUGGCAGCCGGGCUGCCCAACGUGUCCGAGGUGGUGGCGUCCUGGGUGUACGGCUACUGGGGCUGCCUGCUUAUCACCUACCUGCAGUACCUGGGCAUCAACGUGUCGUCCGGCUCCAUCACAGCCUUCACCGUGGAACGCUACAUCGCCAUCUGCCACUCCAUCCGGGCGCAGCUCAUCUGCACGGUGGCGCGCGCCAAGCGCAUCAUCACCGCCGUGUGGCUGCUCACCGCACUCUACUGCACCAUGUGGUUCUUCCUGGUGGACGUCCAGGAGACACGCUACGCAGACGGCGUCCUGGUCACCUGCGGCUACCGCGUCUCUCGCAACCUCUACACGCCCAUCUACUUCCUGGACCUCACGUUGUUCUACCUGAUGCCCCUGCUGGUGGCGUUGGUUCUGUACGGGCUCAUCGCUCGGAUCCUCUUCAUGAGCCCGCUGCCCGCCAGCCUGGGCGACCGCGGGGGCAACGGGUCCAUCCACCAGGGCCGCGCCAACAGCACCCUGCACCCACCCGCCAGCGCCAAGGCCAACAAGGGCGCCAUCUCCUCCCGGAGACAGGUGACGAAGAUGCUGGCAGUUGUGGUGGUUCUGUUUGCCCUUCUGUGGCUGCCAUACCGGGCCCUGGUUGUGGUCAACUCCCUGAUGGACCCGCCGUACCUGGACACCUGGUUCCUGCUCUUCUGCCGCACCUGCGUCUACGCCAACUCGGCCAUCAACCCCAUCAUCUACAACCUCAUGUCACAGAAGUUCCGUACCGCCUUCCGCAAGCUCUGCCAAUGUCGAGGUGGCGCUCGCGGAGGGGCAGGGGGAGGGGGCAGCCAGAAACUGCCCAGUCACAAUCCUCCAGUCUACUACAGCGCUGUUAAGGACUCGUCUCUGGACAGUCCAGAGCGUCUGACGGAGCAGGAAGAGCUGAACUCCUACAGCGCCGCCACCAAGAGAGUCAACUUCAGACAGCAGGGGGCAGCUCAGGACACGGAUCCCAUGUUCAGCAUCGCCUGAGAAACAUCAGGGGGAUGGACAGAGAGAAGAGGAGGGAGAGAAGAGGAGAGAGCGAGUGAGAAAGAGAGAGAGAAGAGGAGAGAGGAAAUGAGAAAGAGGGAGAGAAGAGAGGGAGUGAGAAAGAGGGAGAGAAGAGAGGGAGUGAGAAAGAGGGGUUGAAGAGAAGAGGAGAGAGGAAGUGAGAGGGCGAGAGUAUUGAAUUUCAGUGCAGACAUACACAAUUGAUCUGGAAAUCUAUGGACUGUUACACAUACAGAGACUUGUGUUGCAAAUGCAUCAUCCUUAUCUGGGGUCAGCUUUAAAACGUUAGGGCUUUAGAUAAGAUAAGAAUGGACCUCUUAACCCUGUGUCCACUUAGUGUGUGCAUGGGUGAGUCCUGUGUGUUCAUGGACGAGUCGUUUGCGUUCGUGGAUGAGUCAGACAUGGUGGACAUCAGAUACUUUGGGGGAAACCCUUCCGACGGAUUUCAUUGGUUGGUGGAGAAACUAUAGGAUUUGAUUGGUUGGUGGGGCAGUACUUUCAUGAAUAGUGGAAUGAUUUAUAUAGGAGAGUAAUCUGAACUUAAUAAUGAAGACAGGUGCACAUGCAUGAAGGCAAAACAUGAUCUCUGUUUCUAAACUAUUCUAAACUAAUCUUUUAUUUAUUUUCCACUCAAAUGUUUUGUAAAAUGCGAAUGUAAAAUGUUUAAUGUUUUGAUAAUUUUAGUGUUCUUAAAAUCUUUCACUGUUGUAAAAGUAUGUGAAUAUCCCACUUGGUUGUGACCUGGGUUUCUCUGGUUAUUAGAAUGUCACCUUAACUCAUGCAGCAAGGCUGAGGAAGACCUCAGUAUCGGGCUCUCAGAACCUAGCUGCUCUGCCUUAUCGAUGUCUGCCUCAUCAGAAGCUCUCAGAUGCCUCAGUGUCGUCUGAUGGGUGGGGUCAUCGUGGGGUAACUGAGUGGUCAUGUGCUCAGGCAUGGGGUAGCGGAACGGUCAUAAGAUCAGGCGUGGGGUAACAGAGUGCCUGGAUGCUGGGGCAGUUAUUGACAGGCGGGUCGUAAUUCUCACCCCCAGAUGAUUAUGUUUGUCAGCAGCAGAGUAUCGAUCUGAGCUGUUGUCUGCACACUGAGAGAAAUCUCAACAACAUAGUCUGUGUGUGUGUGUGCGUGUGGAGACCCCCUCUCUCAGACGCAGCAGGCCCAUACACACACACACCUACAGAAGACCCUGUCUCACACCCACACACACACACACACGCACACACACACAGCAAUGUGUACAGUUCCUCUUGACUUUCUCAAACACAGCAGCCCUCUGACAGACUCAGUAUUGCAUGAUAUACAUCCAAAGCAAACAGAAGCGAUGCACACACACA